Molecule: messenger RNA, 2234 nt
Organism: Anopheles maculipalpis
Lineage: Eukaryota; Metazoa; Arthropoda; Insecta; Diptera; Culicidae
Gene: Nhe1
Product: sodium/hydrogen exchanger 8
Exons: 2
Coding region: 5-2068 (687 amino acids)
Biological process (GO): proton transmembrane transport; regulation of pH; sodium ion transport
Cellular component (GO): Golgi apparatus; membrane
Molecular function (GO): sodium:proton antiporter activity
Source: RefSeq, a predicted model, not a curated record
UGCUAUGACUCAAUCGCUCAAGGACACGAUGAAGUCGGCCGGAAUUUACUUUCUAGUGAUCUGUGCAUUCCUGUUUACCUCGUUCUACAAUGUUGCGUCUGACGUGGCCAUUCAGCGGCCCGCAGUAGGAACACCGGGAAGAGGUGGAGGAGUGAUCGGAACGACCGCAGCCGUGAUAGUAGAGACCCAUCCGAACGCAUCCUCCUCGACAGUAACAACCGGUAGCAGCAGCAGCAGCAGCAGCACUGUUUCACCCGUUCCGGCACCAGCUACUACGGUGGAAAAGAAUGGCACUGCAGUCAACACUGCAUCAACGUCAUUGGCAACUGCGGCAAUCAACAGCAGUGCGUCCGUUACAAUGUCACCGGAAAAGAGUGCCGUCGAGCAGGAACACUACAGCUCGAUGUCGAUAUUUUUCGUACUGUGCGUAAUUGCGCUUGGUAUACUGUUGAUCCACAUGAUGCUCCAGACCGGCUUCCAGUACCUACCGGAAAGCAUUGUGGUCGUGUUUUUGGGAGCACUGAUCGGUCUGAUCCUGAACGUAUCGUCCGUCAAGCAUAUUGCCAACUGGGAACGGGAGGAAGUGUUUUCCCCGACCGCUUUUUUCCUUGUCCUGUUGCCACCGAUCAUCUUCGAGUCGGGGUACAAUCUGCACAAGGGAAACUUUUUCCAAAACAUUGGCUCAAUUCUGGUGUUUGCCAUCAUUGGGACAACCAUUUCGGCGCUCGUCAUUGGUUCCGGCGUUUAUUUGCUCGGAUUGGCGGAAGUUGCUUAUCGGCUAAAUUUUGUUGAAUCGUUCGCAUUUGGUUCACUUAUCUCGGCGGUUGAUCCGGUGGCCACGGUAGCAAUCUUUCACGCACUGAACGUUGAUCCGGUACUGAACAUGUUGGUGUUUGGUGAAUCGAUCCUGAACGAUGCGAUUUCGAUCGUGCUCACCACUACGGUAAUGCCGAUGGUUUCCGAUUCCGGUAACAAUGCCAGUACGGGUGAAUCCAUCUUUUCCGCCCUCAACACCUUCUGCAUGAUGUUUUUCGCGUCGGCCGGAAUUGGUGUUGUGUUUGCGCUGAUGAGUGCCCUGCUGCUAAAGCACAUCGAUCUACGGAAGCAUCCUUCGCUCGAGUUUGGCCUAAUGCUGGUGUUUACCUACGCACCGUACGUACUAGCCGAGGGCAUCCAUCUGUCCGGCAUUAUGGCAAUUCUGUUCUGUGGAAUCGUUAUGUCCCAUUACACCCAUUUCAACCUCUCGACGGUGACCCAAAUUACGAUGCAGCAAACGAUGCGAACGCUUGCCUUCAUUGCUGAAACGUGUGUCUUUGCCUACCUAGGACUUGCCAUAUUUUCCUUCAAGCAUCGCUGCGAACUAUCGUUCGUAAUCUGGGCGAUUGUGCUCUGUCUGAUCGGACGCGCUUGCAACAUCUUCCCGCUAGCGUGGUUAGUGAACCGAUUCCGCGAGCACAAAAUUACCAACCGUAUGGCUUUCAUCAUGUGGUUCUCCGGACUCCGGGGGGCCAUUUCGUAUGCACUCUCCCUGCACAUGCAAUUCUCGACGGAAGAAUCCCGGCACGUCGUUAUCACGACCACACUCAUUAUCGUCCUGUUUACGACAUUAUUCUUCGGUGGUUCUACAAUGCCGCUGAUGAAAUACCUUCAGGGAGGCAAGAAAGUGAAACGCGCAUCACGUGCCGGGCGCGCUGGACGCAAACGGAAGGAGAAGGCACUUUCGUUGAGUAAAACGCGCGAAUGGGGCCAAGCGAUCGAUUCGGAACAUCUGUCCGAGCUGACCGAGGAGGAAGAGGUCGGCUUUACGCAGUCACGAAUUGGAGGUUUUACCCGUUGGGAUCGGAAAUUUUUUACGCCCUUCUUUACGCGUCGCUUUACGCAUCAGGAACUUCACGAUUGCAAGAGCCAGAUGGCCGAUUUGACCAACAAAUGGUACCAGGCAAUAAGAAUAUCUCCCGACGAUCCGGACGAAGAGGAUGAAGAUGAUCCGGAUGCGGACGCAAUCUCGGAACGAUCCACCACCAACAUCGUGUUUCCCGGACCGAGCAGUCGGAGUGCCAAAUCAUGAUCCAGUGAGAAACCUGGGCACGCAAUACGGUCCCUUCCGGUUCCCACGUCACCAACGGGAUCGUCAGUGGUUGAUCCGACGCAUGGUAAGGAAACCGACGUAGAUUGCCUUCCCGGGAACGAUGGGUUGUACGAUACGUCACCCUUGCGUACGGUCGAUUUCCUGU